Messenger RNA from Limulus polyphemus (Atlantic horseshoe crab), 1814 nucleotides. RefSeq lists its product as uncharacterized. The record is from RefSeq and is a predicted model, not a curated record. The transcript has 5 exons. NCBI's taxonomy places the organism in Eukaryota, Metazoa, Arthropoda, Merostomata, Xiphosura, Limulidae. The annotation marks the transcript as partial.
UUUCUUGUUCUCUAUUUUGGAAAGCAUGGUUACAUUAUUAUCGUUAUCGUACGGAUGACGAAAGUACCAACAUGGAAUUUCAGAAAACGGACUUCCAGUUUCUAGAUUUAAAUGAUAUACCUGAAAAAGAAGCCAAUGAAAUAUGUGAGAUACUAAACUGUACUGGUGAUAAUUCUUAUGUAGAGCUUCCCUGGAAGGAUGAAACACCCAUCAGUAAUUUCCCAUCAGCAUCAGAUAACGUGGAAUGUGAAAAUGAUGAAGAUUUGACUCUUGCAUGCUAUAUCGGGCAUGAUACCACAGUUUUUCCUCAGGUUGCAAAUGUCAACACCUCAGUGGCUCAUCCACCUUUUUUGCCUGUUGUUACUAGUGUUUCUUAUCUACCAGCAGAUCAGCCUUUUUCAUUCAUACCUAGCACUUAUCCAGUUAUUCCUCAGUAUUUAGGUUUACCAUUAUUCACACAGAAUAUUCCCCAGCAAGACUUAAAUACUGGGCAAACAUACCAUUAUCAAAUUCCGUAUCCUCAGCCCAUUUUGUGUGGUAACAAUUUUACAACUGUGACUUGUAGAACAAACAGUGAUAAAGUUAGUGUUGGACAAGAUUCAAAGCAAAAUGGACAACUUUGUGAAAAACAGUACCCUCGUAGGAACAGAAAAAAGCGUCCUUUUAACUGCUAUUCUUCUUUGGAAAUGUGCAUAAAUUCUGAUGCCUACCAGACAGGAUCAGUGAUUCUUGCAAACCAGUUAGCCAAUGUGAUUCCACUGAGUGACCACUCAGUCUUAUCUCAUAAUCCAGUAGUGCCUUUUAGUGUUCCACCCCCAAAUUAUCCAUUAACCAAUGGAACCAUACCUUUGCCUGGUAUAUUGUCAGAAUACCCACUUGAAAUGACAACAAUGCAGUAUUCUCCAAUGGCUCAUCCACAAACUGAAUCAGCACCAAUUUUCUGUGUUCCUGUGAUUCCCUCACCCUAUCAUGGUUAUAUUCACCACCCUACUCCUCCUCCUACUGUCCAUCAAGUAAUGGAUGGUAGUCAAAACUGUGAUGUGUAUUUACCUCACAUGUCAUUGUGUGUGACUGUAUCAGAAGUUCAUAAUUACAGUUAUUGUCAAACAACAGUAAGCAGUGAUAGUAAAACUACAGUAGCAAGUAUAGAUAAUUCUGUAAAUAGUUGUAUAACAGAACAUAAUAUUGAUGACAGUGCAGCUGUGUCACAGAUAAUGCAACCUAAAAAGACUGAAGUAGAAACUAAUGAUAUCCCAGGCUCAGAGUGGGGAGCUAAUAGUGAACAGUCUUUUACGCCCACCCCGGUUACAUCCGAGCCAGAAGUUGAGGGGAAGACAGAUUGUAUGUCUUCACCUAUUUCUGUGGUAUUUGAUGAGGUUCAGUCAGUUAGUACUCCUGAACACUUAUUAGAUCAGGAUUCAGGAGUGUCCCUGCCUAGCAAUGAUGAAGUAGAAACAUCAAUGAACAGUGGUCUUCAACAGCAUCAAUCAUGGGCAGACCUUUUUAAAAUGAUGAGUUUAGAAAAUAGCACUUCUGGAAAGGAAAACCUUGUGGAUGAGAUGAUGUCAUCAUCUGUUAUGAGUCACAGGACCUCAGAUGUUAAAGCAUGUAAAAUAGCAAAGAUACUGACCAGUCUUCGUUUGAAUCAUGCGGCUCCAUUUCUGAUACCUAGAGGGCUAGUAAAUCAUAGCAACUGGUGCUGUGUGAAUGCUGUAUCCUUCCUAAUGAUUUUUAGAUUUUACAGGAUGGUGAACAUGGUAUUACAGAUCUGGUAUAGGACUGUAAAAGUAACAGUGGUCUUUUCCCGUCACAUA